AUGUGGCUUUCUAUGUACGUCCCACGAGCGGUGAUUCAGGACUUGAUAUUCUCGGAAUAUCCAACCGGUUAUCUAGUUUCCUCUUUCACCCGGUUUUCCCGAUGGAUCGCGGUGACCGGGAUGAUGAGGAAUGUGGCGUCAGCUCAUCUUGUUGCAGACAAAAUGAUUGUGAGAAAUCCUUGUGUUCUUGCCCCUCUGGGAGAGAGCAAAAGAUUACCACGAUCGAGAGGUGCGAAAAAAGAACCCUGA
Messenger RNA from Nezara viridula (southern green stink bug), 249 nucleotides. The record is from the annotation of a GenBank genome assembly. Lineage: Eukaryota; Metazoa; Arthropoda; Insecta; Hemiptera; Pentatomidae.